AUGGCAAAUUCGGCGAGGUCAAAGUAUUCAACAAUUUACAAUGAAACAGACACGAACGAAUAUACGAGAGACAGCAGUGCUUGUGGUGACAGUGAAGUAACUACCUAUCAGAAAGAUACAUCGUAUAAAGUUAACUUAACAUCACUAGUGGUUGAUAAUCUUAAAAAACUAUUGAAUGAUUGGAUUACGAAGUACUUAUGUGAGAACAAUGAAACUAAACAAAAGAUUGAUUCAGUACUGGAUUCGAUAUUACACAAAAUGGAUUUACAGUCGAAUGACACAUCUUCAUAUACAUACACCAUUGAUGUGGAAUUGGGACAUCAAAAGAAAAAACCAGAAUCACAAUCAACAUUUUCGAAUGACUUGAAGUUUUAUCCAGAACAAAAAGAAGACGCAAUAGCAGGAGUUAAAUCAUCUUAUCUAACAAUACCAUUGUGUAAUAAGUAUCUUGAAAUAAUUUCAACAUUAAGCAUCCCAAGAAAGUCACAGAGAAAGAAAAAACGGAAAUCUUUAAACAGGGUUAAGAACUUUCGAUACAAGAAGAUAAUGUUGUCUGUAAGCAAAUCGAGCAAAUAUCUUCUAACGUCCUCGAGUCUAAAUUUUCUAACUCUGAGAGCUAAAUCAGUAACGAAACACUGUGCAACUUACCAAAGGAAUGACCCAGAAGUUAAGAACCAAAACAAUAACGUUUUACCAAAAACUUAUACCAACACUAUUUUAGUCGACGAUGACAGACUAACUAAAAGUAGAAGUCAGAAUAGCACACAGAGUGGAGGGAAACAUAAAAAUAGUUUUAAGAAAAUACCUAGUAUUUAUGAAAACAUAUAUGGCAUUAAUUCAGGUCACCUAAAAACCUAUGGAAGUAUACAAACGAGAAUGAACAAAAGGGCAGUUAAUUUAUCUGAACAUCAAAAUACAAAACAUUAUAAAUCUAAGCAUCAAAAAGAUAAAAUAACGAGUGAAAACGAUCACAGCGAUCAACUUGUCACAAUUGAUUUCGGAAAGGAAAGUAAUGAAUCGAAAUUAGACGUAAAUACAGAAAGUAAAAACGUAGAAGGUGAAAAUAAUCUAAAAAUUAACAAUAAAUCGCACAAAAAUACAAUAUUCAGGGGUAAAGCUACUAAUUAUCAAACCAUGAAAUCUAAGCGAAUCAGAUAUUUUGCCAAGAAAUCCAACAAUAGAAUUAAAAGACAAAAAGAACUUAUGCAUAAUUUUCGAACAUUAAUGAAAUAUUUUUCUAAAUACAAUGAUGAAAAGGAUAUGCAAUUGCAAAUAAAAAUUAAGGUCUGUCCUAAGAUUAAAAACGAGGAAAAUACAAAGACACUCUCACAAGCACAUAACAUGGAAUCAAAUAUAAACAAAACAAAUACUCCAGAAGAAAAUAUAAAAGGAAAAUCGGCAUUAAAUAGUCAAAAUAUUAUAUCACUACUUGAUGGAGCAACAAGUGAAACAAAAUAUUUAUUAAGAGAAUCAACUGGUGAAGCCAUAGUAUCAAAUGUUAACUCAGGCUCAAAUUCUCACUUAGAAAACUUGAAAAUAAUUCAAGAGAUAAAUGAACUCAGAGGAAUUAUAAACUCUUUAGCAAACACCGCAGAUAAACUUAUCAGUAACCACUUAUAUGAGACAAAUAAAAUUCAAUAUAAUUCUAUUCAUUCAAAAUCCAAAAUAAAGGAUCUAUCACAAAGUAUAAUUGUUGAACACGCAACGAAAAACUCUCUGGUUAAUAGCGGAUCACCAAAAACAUCGAAAGGAAUUCAAGUGUCAAGUAGCAUGCGUAAAAGCCAAUUGAAAUCAGGCCUCAAACUUAGGAAAGAGCCAAAAAAGAAGGAAUGUAAUUCUUCUACAAUGAAAAAGAAAUCCUCGUAUAAUAUUAUAGCUAGCGAAUCACUAAUUAAAGUUACAGAUAUGACAUCAGCAGCGCAAAAUAAAACUGAUGAUGAUCAAAAGAUGAUAGACAACGCUUUAACUUGUUCGUUUCCAAAAUCGAAAUCGCUCUACGAAACCUCAAUAGCUACGAAUAAAGGAAAAUUGUUAGCGUUAUACUGCGAUGAUCUUACAAAAUCCAAAAAUUGUACCUAUAGCAUAUCCGACAGUAUUUGCCCGAGUCAUUCUAAUCGCGAACAUGCGUGUAGUUACAAUACAUGUGGAAGACCAUGCGACGCUGAGCCAAAUGUAACUUGUAACGACAAUGUAUCUACAAACAGCAAUUGUGAACUUUUGGGCGACGAAAAUAAUUCCUGCUCGUCUGUGUGCAUUGAAAUCGAUCCGCAUUGUUUUUAUGGCAAAAAAGUUAUUAUAAGACACCGUGAGGGAAUGUGUUUUUGGGAAGGAUGUCUAUAUUGUAUCCUUCUUUGGCUGCCAGUUCUACUUGUAUCAUGGUUAUUUUACUUACAUGUUAUAAAAGAGUGGAUUGCAAUAAGCAAUGGCAAGAUAAGAGAUAUUAAUAAUCCACAAAACCAAGACUCAACAACAACAUCACCAACAAAACCAGGAAAUAUUCGUGUUGGUGCCAUGUAUCAUGGGCUGUCACUUUCUGAUUUAGGCUUUUGA
This is a messenger RNA of Danaus chrysippus (African queen), 2550 nucleotides long. The record is from the annotation of a GenBank genome assembly. NCBI's taxonomy places the organism in Eukaryota, Metazoa, Arthropoda, Insecta, Lepidoptera, Nymphalidae.